Hibiscus syriacus is the source of this 1744-nucleotide messenger RNA. Its product is annotated as protein ASPARTIC PROTEASE IN GUARD CELL 1-like. Gene Ontology annotation, molecular function: aspartic-type endopeptidase activity. Lineage: Eukaryota; Viridiplantae; Streptophyta; Magnoliopsida; Malvales; Malvaceae. The coding region runs from base 24 to 1493 and encodes 489 amino acids. The transcript has a single exon. The record is from RefSeq and is a predicted model, not a curated record. Gene Ontology annotation, biological process: proteolysis.
UCUCCACACUCCCCAACCCAAACAUGGCUUAUUCUUCUUCUUCAAUCCACUUCCUUCUCCUCUUCUCUUUUCUAUUCACUUCUCUCGCUCGUCUCUCUCCCGAGACCACCACGACUACCCUCGAUGUCGCUUCGUCUCUUCAACAGGCUCAACAUAUUCUCUCCUUCGAUCCACAAUGUGUAGAACCUUUCUCUCAGGCCCAAAACCAACCCCUUUUCUCCAACUCUUCUUCCUCUUCUGUUUUCUCUGUUCCACUCCACUCUCGGGGAUCCUUGCACAAAACCCACCACACCGACUACAAAAAUCUUGUGCUAUCCCGACUCGAGCGUGACUCUUCCCGAGUCGACUCACUCACUACCAAACUCCUCUUUGCCCUUAAUGGAGUCGAGAAAUCUGAGCUGAAGCCGGUGCCGACCAAGAUCCAAGCUGAGGCGCUUUCUACGCCGAUUAUUUCCGGGACAAGCCAAGGGAGUGGGGAUUAUUUCACCCGGGUCGGAGUCGGUAGCCCGGCUAAACAAUACUACGUGGUUCUCGAUACCGGGAGUGAUGUUAACUGGAUCCAAUGUGAACCCUGUGCCGACUGUUACCAACAAUCCGACCCCAUUUUUAACCCAUCCGAAUCCUCCACUUACAGUCCUAUUACUUGCAAGUCGAGGCAGUGUACUUCUCUAGAAGUUACCGCUUGCCGUAGAGGGAAAUGCUUAUACCAAGUCUCGUACGGCGAUGGGUCAUAUACUGUCGGUGAUUUCGUCACCGAAACAGUGUCGUUCGGUAACUCCGGGAACAUCAAAGGCAUCGCUUUGGGUUGUGGCCAUGAUAAUGAAGGCUUGUUUGUUGGAGCGGCGGGUUUGCUUGGACUCGGCGGUGGAACCUUGUCUUUAAGUUCGCAGAUCAAAGCGACAUCGUUUUCUUACUGUUUAGUGGAUCGUGACUCGAGCGGUUCGUCGACUUUGGAUUUCAACUCCGGCUUACCAGCCGACUCGGUGGUCGCUCCAUUAAUGAAGAGCGUGAAGAUCGAUACGUUUUAUUACGUCGGUCUGACCGGGUUCAGUGUAGGAGGCCAACCGGUUCAAAUCGCCCCAGAGCUCUUCGACAUGGACGAUUCGGGCGAAGGAGGUGUUAUCAUAGACUGCGGGACCGCCAUAACUCGGCUGCAAACUCAGGCGUACAACGCGCUCCGAGACGCGUUCGUGAAACUGACGAAGGACUUGCCGAGCACGAGCGGGGUGGCGUUGUUCGACACGUGUUACGACCUGUCUUCGAGGAGCAGCGUGAAGGUGCCAACGGUGUCGUUUCAUUUCGGCGGUGGGAAAUCGCUGGAUUUACCCGCUAACAACUAUCUAAUACCCCUGGACUCGUCGGGUACGUUUUGCUUCGCGUUUGCUCCUACGUCGUCGUCUAUGUCGAUCAUCGGUAACGUGCAACAGCAGGGGACACGUGUCAGCUUCGAUUUGGUUGAUAAUAGGAUCGGCUUCUCUUCACAUCAAUGUUAAGACAUAAUUUACAGCCUUUUAAUCUCUGGUUAAAAAAAGGGGUUUAACUAGUAAGAUUUUGUUUUACAUUCAGUCGAGUGGGGCAGCAGAUUAAAAGAAGGUUGGGUCCCACUCGAACAAAUACCAAAGGGAAAGAAACAAACUUUAGGGUUUUAAAUCUGCAUUAACUUUAGUAGUAGAAUAUUUUACUUAUUCAUUGUAAAAUCAGUCCAGAAUUUCAUGAUAAUAUUAGUUUUUUAUUUUCACUUUUA